Messenger RNA from Priapulus caudatus, 479 nucleotides. RefSeq names its product LYR motif-containing protein 4-like. Gene Ontology annotation, biological process: iron-sulfur cluster assembly. The transcript is spliced from 2 exons. Gene Ontology annotation, cellular component: L-cysteine desulfurase complex; mitochondrion. NCBI's taxonomy places the organism in Eukaryota, Metazoa, Priapulida, Priapulimorpha, Priapulimorphida, Priapulidae. Bases 97 to 366 code for a protein of 89 amino acids. The record is from RefSeq and is a predicted model, not a curated record.
ACACCAAAAACUUGUGGAACACAAACAGACAAGUGAUACAAACAAAGGAGUACGUGUCGCCAUCUGUUUUCUACAUGUCUGAAGAACAUCAGAAGCAUGGCGGCGCCCACUAGCAGGAAUGUUUUAAGUCUUUAUAAAGAAAUGAUGCGAGCAAGUGAAAAGUUCUCGUCUUACAAUUACAAGUCAUAUGCUAUGCGCAAGGUAGCACAUUCGUUUAGGCAAAACAAGGGAGAAACUGAACCAAAUAAAAUUGCGCAGCUUUACAGCGACGCUGUAAAAAAUCUUGAGAUAAUUCAGAGGCAAGUCGUGAUAGGGGGGAUAUAUACUUCCAACAAAUCCGUUAUCGAAACAAACCACAAACACUAACUAACUCGUCAACACGACUGCAGAAGGUAGAGUCAUGUCAAGAGCAAUAUCUUGGACCUAUAUGGCAAGCUAAAGUAGGCACGCUCGUACCAUAUGGAAUCGGAUCAUAACAC